AUGCAACAGCUGAAUAACGUGUUGUGGAUUGCGGAUGAGGUGCAGACGGGGUUGGCUCGGACUGGCCGGCGACUGGCUGUAGACCACGGGGGCGUUCGUCCAGAUUUGGUGAUUCUGGGCAAAGCUCUCUCUGGGGGAGUUUACCCUGUGUCUGCAGUGCUGUGUGAUGAUGAGAUUAUGCUGACCAUCAAGCCCGGGGAACACGGGUCCACAUAUGGAGGAAACCCUGUGGCCUGUCGUGUUGCUAUUGCAGCGCUGGAGGCCAGUGUUAAAGUUUAUUCAUACUUAUUUGUGCUAGUAUUUAGUAAACUGACAACUAACCACUAAGCUAAAAAUGCAAUAAGGUGCAAAUAUCAUAGCACAUAUUCAAAU
Messenger RNA from Melanotaenia boesemani (Boeseman's rainbowfish), 372 nucleotides. Its product is annotated as ornithine aminotransferase, mitochondrial-like. Gene Ontology annotation, cellular component: cytoplasm. The transcript is spliced from 3 exons. The record is from RefSeq and is a predicted model, not a curated record. Gene Ontology annotation, molecular function: identical protein binding; L-ornithine transaminase activity; pyridoxal phosphate binding. NCBI's taxonomy places the organism in Eukaryota, Metazoa, Chordata, Actinopteri, Atheriniformes, Melanotaeniidae. Bases 1 to 327 code for a protein of 108 amino acids.